Molecule: messenger RNA, 2296 nt
Organism: Aspergillus ibericus CBS 121593
Lineage: Eukaryota; Fungi; Ascomycota; Eurotiomycetes; Eurotiales; Aspergillaceae
Gene: mrh4
Product: ATP-dependent RNA helicase MRH4
Exons: 1
Coding region: 253-2154 (633 amino acids)
Molecular function (GO): ATP binding; nucleic acid binding
Source: RefSeq, a predicted model, not a curated record
GCGUCACUGGUCUCAGCUUGGCCUGAUGGCCUCGACACCUGGUCGCCUGGCGGGCUGCCCCGAUUGCGCUAGCCCCUAUCUGAUCUUAGCGCAGGAUCGCCCCGGAGCCCGAGCGCCUUCCGUUCUGGGCCUGGCACGGGAUGAACUGCUGAUUCUUUCCGCCCGCCGAUCGAAAAGAAUGAAGCUCCGGGAGGCGACAAGAAGUUCUUGAUUUUCCCUCCCUCCCUCCUCUUCCUCGUUCCCAUUGACACCAUGAAUCGGCUAGGCAGACUCUCGCUGCCGCUUCGGCCUCAAGUAUGUCUGCUCUGUCAGAGCCACCCAACCAUUUCCUCGCCGCUGUCCGGAGGGCAGGCCGUCCGCUCCAUGGCCACCCUCCGACAGCGCCGCCAGGUCGCCCGCAUGACUCUGUCCUCCAACGUUGCCAAAUCAUCGGUGAAGCCCGGUCGCUCCAAAAGGGACCGUGGGGGACCGUUUGCGGGCAUGAACCAGACAGAAGCGCGCCUUGAUACGCCUCGGUCACGAUCACGGUCCCAGGCGGCGUUGAAGCGCUCCGGCGACUCUGAAGACGGCAAGCAGAACAAUGACAGUCCUCUCUACAAGGCACUCAAGAUGCAGACAACAUUGGCGCCUGUAUCCUACGGUCGCAGGACCGCCAUCAAGUCGAAGAUCGCGGAAAUCUCGAGUUUCGACCAGUUUCCUCUACUACCAGUCGUGCGCCACUCGAUCUUUUCCCAAGCUCUCCCCGGUCUCGCGGAUGUCGUACCGACCCCGAUCCAACGUCUGGCUAUCCCGCAACUCCUACAAGACUCCAAACCGAGAAGAUCCUCGAGAGACCUUGAGGACGGCGCCCCUAAUUAUGAACAAUUCCUUCUGGCUGCUGAGACCGGCUCAGGAAAAACGCUGGCCUAUCUAAUUCCAUUGAUCGACUCCAUGAAGCGCCUGGAAGCGGAGGACAAGGAAAUUGAGAAGAAGGAAGCGGAACAAAAGGCCAGGGAGCGGGAAGAGAGGCUCAAGAACCGGGCUUUCGACGUUGAACCGGAAGAAGCGCCGCUGUCGAAUGCCGGAAGACCCCGGGUGAUUAUCCUCGUCCCGACAUCUGAGUUGGUUGCCCAAGUCAGUGCCAAGGUCAAGGCGUUCUCGCACACGGUCAAAUACCGGUCAGGAAUGAUUUCCUCCAACCUGACCCCCCGUCGCAUCAAGAGCACACUCUUCCACCCGAGCGGCAUUGAUAUCCUCGUUACCACACCCCACCUGCUCGCAUCGAUCGCAAAGACCGAACCAUAUGUGCUGAGUCGUGUCAGCCAUCUGGUUCUCGAUGAAGCAGAUUCGCUCAUGGAUCGAUCCUUUUUGCCCACGACGACCGAGAUCAUCGACAAGACGGCACCAUCCCUCCGCAAGCUCAUCCUCUGCUCCGCCACUAUCCCCCGCAGUCUCGACAAUCUCCUUCGAAAGCGCUAUCCUGAUAUCAGACGACUGACGACUCCGAACCUGCAUGCUAUUCCCCGUCGCGUCCAGCUGGGUGUGGUGGACAUUCAACGGGACCCCUACCGUGGCAACCGCAAUCUGGCCUGCGCCGACGUGAUUUGGUCGAUCGGCAAAGCGGGCGACACGGAACCUGUGCACCCCUUCUUGGCGCAAGCCGGACCAAAGGUCAAGAAGAUCCUAGUGUUUGUCAACGAGCGCGAAGAAGCGGACGAGGUGGCCCAGUUCUUACGCUCGAAGGGCAUCGACGCCCAAUCACUCUCUCGCGACUCCAGCAGUCGUAAGCAAGAAGAGUUGCUCGAGGAAUUCACCGAGUCACCCCUCCCCCCUACCGCCGAGGAAAUUAUGUUGGCCAAGAACAAGCGUCGACAGGAUAGCGCCAUCCCCUUCAUCUUCCCCGACCAGAAAAAGCAGGGCCCGGAGCGCGGACUGCCGAACACCAAGGUGCUGGUGACGACCGAUAUCGCCUCGCGUGGUAUCGACACUCUGGCUGUCAAGACCGUCAUUCUCUACCACGUCCCGCACAAUACGAUUGAUUUCAUCCACCGUCUGGGCCGUCUCGGUCGGAUGGGCAAGCGCGGCCGUGCCGUGGUGCUCGUGGGCAAGAAAGACCGCAAGGACGUGGUGAAAGAAGUGCGCGAGGGCAUGUUCCGCGGACAGGCCUUGAUUUAAAGCAACCCCAAGCAAGCAAGCAGCAAAUUAUCUGUACUAUUACCCCCUCGGCCAGUCUAACUGGCCUUUGACGAACCGGCGUUCGGAAACGGCGAUAAAGGCGAAUCAUAUGAACCUCAACACGCAUGACUCGAGAAUCAGG